Molecule: messenger RNA, 1256 nt
Organism: Mugil cephalus (flathead mullet)
Lineage: Eukaryota; Metazoa; Chordata; Actinopteri; Mugiliformes; Mugilidae
Exons: 6
Coding region: 121-699 (192 amino acids)
Biological process (GO): endosome to lysosome transport; protein modification process; protein transport
Cellular component (GO): ESCRT I complex
Molecular function (GO): ubiquitin binding
Source: RefSeq, a predicted model, not a curated record
GACUACACAAAAAGCCAAAACAGAGAGACACAGACACAGAGAGACAGAGACAGAGACAAAGAGCUGGAGAACAUUUGUGUUUGAAGAUAUACAAACUUCCUUUCUAGAGAAACUUCAAUCAUGUCGCACUGCCGGGACUCCAUCAAGAAACUGCUUCCUAAGACAUAUGAACGCAAACGUGUGGCCCAUGAAAUCUUCGCCACAAUGGCUUUUUUCAGAGCCCUCAUACCCAAGAUGGAAAAAUACGUUUACAAUGAUGGAGCCACAAAGAACUUGAUGAGUCUGAGUGGAACCGUUCCCGUCAUAUAUAACGAAAAGACCUACCACAUUCCCAUCUGCCUUUGGCUUGAGGAGUCGUACCCACAAACUGCUCCCAUGUGCUAUGUCAAACCCACGCGUGACAUGGUCAUCAUCAGAGGACAGUACGUCUCCAGCGGCGGUGAAGUCACGCUGCCUUACCUGGAGGACUGGAAAGCUGGCGAGUGUGAUUUGCUGAGCCUGGUGCAGGUGAUGAUUGGGAUUUUUGGAGAGUGCCCUCCCUUGGCCAUGCGACCGAUCCCGGAGUCUGAACAAACAUCUUGUUCGAUGCAGUUCCGCAAACAAGCAGAAAUCCAUGAGACGGACGAUGGAAGUUCAUACAUGUCUUUACUGAAUGAAGAUGGUCAACUGUUCCAGCAAGAAAAUGAAACAAACUGCUAGUUUUUGUUUUUGUUUUUGUUUUUUUUUACCCUGUGCACAGUGUCAAAUGGUAUCCAUUGAUUGUUCGUUUAUUAAGAAUCUUAGACGUAAAAAGAUGUUAUGUUUUUGUUAGUUUUUGCCUUUAGAUGGUGAUCACCUGACAGAGGUGUUUGCCGGGAAUGUGUUGUAACUUUCACAUGUUUUUUAUAUGCUGCUAUUACAAAAAAAAAAAAAAAAAACUUUACUGGCUCCAUAAGCUACUCGUAAAACUAGGAUUCAUGACUUUGACUUUGAUCUAAUGACUUUUGACCAGAGGAGGGAAAACACAGAUAAGUUCAGCGCCGUAAAGCUCUGCACGUUUACGAGGACUGAUUAGGAAAAACGACAAAAUCAGAGCAGAAAUUUAGUCUUUAGUUAUUAUAGAGUUGCAGCUGUUGGUUCAUUUGAAUAAGACAAAUCGCUGAUUCAUAUCAGAAAAUAAAGAAAGGAAACGAAGGCUAAACUGUUCCGGCUGAUUUCACAAAGCAGCUUCUUGUGACUCAUAUACGAUGUUAAUGUAAAUAAAGAGCUUUACUAAA